Messenger RNA from Humulus lupulus (European hop), 1179 nucleotides. Its product is annotated as KIN14B-interacting protein At4g14310-like. The transcript has 3 exons. The record is from RefSeq and is a predicted model, not a curated record. The coding region runs from base 1 to 1179 and encodes 392 amino acids. NCBI's taxonomy places the organism in Eukaryota, Viridiplantae, Streptophyta, Magnoliopsida, Rosales, Cannabaceae.
AUGGAAUGUUCUGAAUACGAUAAUGUCAAUAGUGCAAUGGAGAAGAAUGGGUACAAUGAAAUGAACCCACAUGUAGGAAGUUGGGUAGACAAGGAUAGUGUUUGUCAAGUGUUUUGCCCACAUACAUACCUUUCCAAAAACAUGUACAAUACUAUCACAGUAACAAGAGAAGGGCAAUCAUAUGACUUGGACCCUGAUUACCUAACUAUAUCAAGUAAUGGGUUUAGUGAACCAACUGCCUAUACAUCAUGGGACUAUGGUGAUGGGAAAUUUAGGUCAUGUUACAUACAUGAAGAAUCACAUACAGAAAGAAGAAGGAGCUCCAAAAAAUACCACGCACAUGUACCAUAUGGACAUCUCCUUCUAUACGGUAACAAUGAGAGAAAAGAGAUGGAGUUGUUUGAUUUUAGAGACAUGGAAAUUUGUCUUAUGUUUGAUGCACGUAGACCUUUAGAACCUUUCAGAAGUAUGAGUACACCAAUAAGGUGGACAAGCAAUAGGCGGGCAAUUUUGUAUGUGGGAUCCGACCUACAACAAUGGGAUUUUGGGGGAAACACGGCUACAAAAUUGAAUACUAUUCCAUUCUCUGGGGAGCUGAAAGGUUUAUGUACUAUCGCUGAGAGUCGAGAACCAAUCGGUGCAUACUCUUCUAGGAUCACAAUGGAAGGAGUUUACGCUAUAUACUACACCAAAUACAAGAUAUAUCUAUUUGAUGCCAGGAGCCCAUCCACAACGUCGAUUAACCUACCUCCGGGUAUAACUGACAUUUAUAGCAGUGCAUUAUAUGAGAAAUCAAUCUUGUUGGGGGCAAGAGCUUCAUCAGAUACUAGGUUCUUUACAUACAGAGACAAAAUUAUUGAUAUUGACAUACGAAAGGCAUCAUCAAUGACCUCUUACAUUUUACCCGGAUUCACAGAUGAAAAAAAACACGAUACAAGAAUCAUUCAAGUAUGGUCUAAUUCAGAUCAAGUAUUAGCAUUAAAUACACGUGGCUUGUUCGUGUUCACUCACUGCAACAACCCUCAACCUACCACUAUUGCUGGAAUAGAACUACCAAAUAUUAGACACACAAAGAGGAUUGGGCCCUGGGAUCUCAUGGAACCAAAAUUCACAGCAUCCGGGAAAAAUGUCAUAAUUACAUCAGCAUCAAACUGCCCAUUCAUCUCAAACUUUGUCUAA